Ochotona curzoniae (black-lipped pika) is the source of this 2249-nucleotide messenger RNA. It is a transcript of the gene CCDC157, whose product is annotated as coiled-coil domain containing 157. Bases 1 to 2226 code for a protein of 741 amino acids. Lineage: Eukaryota; Metazoa; Chordata; Mammalia; Lagomorpha; Ochotonidae. The record is from RefSeq and is a predicted model, not a curated record. The transcript is spliced from 10 exons.
AUGGCACACCUGCUAGGCAGCCAGGCCUGCAUGGAUAGCCUGCGCAAGGACCUCACCGACCUGCAGGGCGCCAUCGUGGAUGUGUUCUCCCGUGCUGGGCCCGUGCGCUUCCCCUCCUGGAAGUUCCCUGACCGUGUGGCCUGUGACCUCGACAUGGUGGCUCUGCUGGAACACUAUGACCAUGUGCCGGGGGACCCAGAGUUCACGCAACUAUCCCACGCCGUGCUGCUGGAGCUGGUCAUCGACAGGCUCCUACUGCUGCUUCAGAGCUGUGCGAGCUACUUGGAGAACCUCAGCUCAGAGAAGGUGAUACCUCCGACUCGGGCAGUGGGGCCUUGCAUGUCCGUGGGGCUCACGGUCCAGCGUUUCUGGAACAGCCUGCUGAGGCUGGGCAUGCUCUACCAGCAGACGGCCUCCCAGAAAAGGACAAGCCAAGGGGAGACCUUCACCUCCAAGCCCACAGCCAAGGGUGAGCCAGCUAGGAGCCCUGAAUAUCUGCCUGCCAAGUUCAACAAGCUCCCCUAUCUGGUGCCAGGCUUGUCCCAGACCUGCCAAGAGCCAGAGAGCAUUUCCAGAAGCGACUCCCUGCAGCGUCCAGCCAGAACAUCUGAGAACAUCAAGAGCGUUCAUUCCCAGACUGUGGAGACGGCCCUGGUGCCCUGUGAUGCAUGCAUCAGCGUCCAGGGCAGCCUGCAGGAGUUGGGCAAGGUGGUCAUCAACCUGUGUCAGAGCCAGAACUUGCCCUCAUCCUUGGGCCAGUUCCACCAUUUGGUGCAGGACAGCAUUGGGCUGAAGCCACUGCCGGCUGCCACCAUGAUCCACUGGGCCGCAGAGCAGAGCAAAGACCUGGCACGCAUCAGCAAGCAUGUUGGGGCCCUCACCCAGCUCGUUGGGCCCCUGCGGGUGCAGCUGGAGGAAGCUGAGGGCCAGAAAGACAUGCUGAAGAAGCGUGUGGCUGAGCUGGGGGAGGCACUGCAGCAGGACAAAAAGGAGCUUCAGCAGCAGGCAGAGGAGGCCGAGCGGCACCAGGCCGCGUGGGAGUGUGACAAGAUGCAGCUCCUCACAGAGACAAGUGCCCUAAAGACGCAGGUGGCCACCCUGAAGGAGGAGCUAAAGCAGCAGCAGGAGUCCACACAGGCUGCGGAGGCCAAGGCCCAGCAGCUGCUGGGAGAAGGUGAACGCAGGGCUGCGGCCGAGAGACAGGUGCAGCAGCUGGAAGAGCAGGUGCGGCUGCUGGCAGGACGGCUGGACGGGGCCAGUCAGCAGAUCCACUGGGCCAGCACAGAGCUGGACAAGGAGAAGGCCCGUGUCGACAGCAUGGUCCGCCACCAGGAGUCCCUGCAGGCAAAACAGCGAGCCCUGCUCCAGCAGCUGGACAGCCUGGACCAGGAGCGCGAGGAGCUGCGGGGCAGCCUGGAUGAGGCCGAGGCGCAGCAAGCCCAGGCGGAAGUACAGCUACAGAGCCUGCAGAGCGACAGAGAGCAGUGGCAGUGCCAGCUCCAGGCCCAGCAGGAGCUGCUGCAGAGCCUGCAGCAAGAGAAGCAGGACCUAGAACAGACAGCCACAGACCUGCAGCUGACCAUCUCGGAGCUGGAGCAGGAGCUGGGGGUGCUGAAAGAGAGGGAGCGGCUGCUGGUGGCCUUUCCAGACCUGCACGGGCCCCUGGAGGCCCAGAUCCAAAGUAGGAACCAGGGGAUGGAACCCGAGGCAUGCCAGUGUCCAUGGGGCCCAGGGUGGGUCCCUAGAGAGCACAUCCUUGUAGGUUCUGGCAACAUCACCGACGACAUGGAGAGACAGGUGCAGGCCAACGGCAUCCGCAUCCGAGUUCUGCAGGAGGAGAACCAACGGCUCGAGUCGAUGUUGUCCAAAAUCCAGGAGGUGGCCCAGCAGGGCGGCCUCAAGCUGAUCCCGCAGGACCAACUGCAAACCCCUCCUGGCAAGGGGACCCAGACCCCGAGAGCAUCCCCAGGGCCCCUGGGCAGGCGGCACCUUCCUGGCAGUAGGGUGGGCAGUGCGAGCAGGACCCUACCACGCCAGGCCCGAGUGUCCCCACCGCGACAACCCAGCAGCCAGCCCAGCAAGUCCUCCCUGGAAGAUGGGACCCACUUGGCCAUCUGUGCCAAGAACCCCAUACGGGCCUUGGCCAGGCUGAGGAGGAGACUCUCACCAAGCCAAGACCAGGUCGGCUCUUCUUACCCAGAAACAACCCAGGAACGACCCAUGUAACCUGCAGUAGCAGGGGUGGAGGC